GGUGUCUUCCACGUUUACACCGGACGUGGCAGUCUAUGCAGCACUUUGAAACGCGAUCGGUGUCUGGUGUUUAAUAUUUCUCUUCUUCCUGGUUAAUAUCACCUAGCCCUGUAAGUUCAACUGUUCUCGGCCAGUUAUGGGGCUCACCAUUUCGUCCAUCUUCGGCCGGCUGUUUGGAAAGAAACAAAUGAGGAUUUUGAUGGUUGGACUAGAUGCUGCUGGAAAAACAACCAUCCUGUACAAACUGAAGCUUGGUGAAAUUGUAACCACUAUCCCAACCAUCGGUUUCAACGUGGAGACGGUAGAAUAUAAAAAUAUCAGUUUCACGGUCUGGGAUGUGGGUGGCCAGGACAAGAUCCGACCUCUUUGGAGGCAUUAUUUCCAGAACACACAAGGCCUGAUCUUUGUAGUUGACAGUAACGACAGAGAAAGAGUUACUGAAUCUGCUGAGGAGCUCUCAAAGAUGCUGCAGGAAGACGAGCUGAGAGAUGCUGUUCUGCUGGUCUUUGCUAACAAACAAGACCUUCCGAAUGCCCUAACAGUCAGCGAACUAACAGACAGACUUGGGUUGCACUCUCUCCGCAGCAAAACUUGGCACAUUCAGUCAACCUGCGCCACCCAGGGCACUGGGCUCUAUGAAGGGCUUGACUGGCUAUCCAGUGAGUUGUCCAAGAGCUAAUCGAGGACAAACUGGACCGAGGAGGGAGACUGAACGCCACACCACAGGACGGGACGGGGGAGAAGGCACAGACACUCGAUUAAGAAACGGCAGCAAUGUUCCCAAAAUGGACAAAGCUCUAGACCUCUAAUCAUCCAUGACAUUUACUUGUUUUCUUAUAUUACCAGACUCUCUCUUUAUAGUCUCUUGUUUCUCUGCCCUUGUUUCCAGGUAUUUUCUGUUUCAUAAAGAGCAAAUUAGACCUUUUGGAUAUUUCAUAGCAACACAAAUUUAAUAGACCUCCUUUACAACCUUUCCUGAGCCUUAUUGGGGGGAUAUGAAGAUAUUACUCCAGAGGUUUGGUGAAGGACGCUUAGCAGGCCGUUCCCCUUUAGCUUCCUGUGGAUAUUCGACUCCCUCACAAAUGCGACCCUGGGCUCCUCACUGCCGUGUCUCCGAUCCCAUGCUGGCCCAUCUCUGUGAAGUUUUUGUGGAGGGAAUUGAAGCAGGAUUGCAGUGAUUUUUGUUUAACUCCAAAAAAAGAACUGUGUGCCUUCUGGUCCCGUUUUGCACAAACAUUAGCUAUUCAUUCCUUGUAGCAUUAUUAGAUAACGCUUCUCUUUACGAUUGAUUUGUGUCUUUAUACUGUUUGCAAGUAAAAAAUGUUCUAAAGCUCUUUGUUUUGUGCCUAGCGCAGCAGAAGCUCACUACGGAGCGUAGAUGGCUUACUUACUACUCGAUUGAAUUAUGGAUCUGGAUUUCUGACUGUUUAAAUACUUCUGGACUGUUUUCCACUCAUUCUUUGUGUUUUAAUAAAAACCACAAAAACAUGAA
This is a messenger RNA of Nothobranchius furzeri (turquoise killifish), 1492 nucleotides long. RefSeq names its product ADP-ribosylation factor 5. Gene Ontology annotation, cellular component: plasma membrane; cytoplasm. Gene Ontology annotation, molecular function: GTPase activity; GTP binding. The record is from RefSeq and is a predicted model, not a curated record. Gene Ontology annotation, biological process: intracellular protein transport; vesicle-mediated transport. Lineage: Eukaryota; Metazoa; Chordata; Actinopteri; Cyprinodontiformes; Nothobranchiidae.